Calidris pugnax (ruff) is the source of this 904-nucleotide messenger RNA. Its product is annotated as junctophilin-1-like. Gene Ontology annotation, cellular component: sarcoplasmic reticulum; junctional membrane complex; endoplasmic reticulum membrane. Bases 26 to 904 code for a protein of 292 amino acids. Lineage: Eukaryota; Metazoa; Chordata; Aves; Charadriiformes; Scolopacidae. The transcript is spliced from 3 exons. The record is from RefSeq and is a predicted model, not a curated record.
CUACCAGGGGCAGUGGACGGGAGGGAUGCGGCACGGGUACGGCGUCCGUCAGAGCGUGCCCUACGGCAUGGCCACUGUGAUCCGGUCCCCGCUCCGGACGUCGUUGGCUUCCCUACGGAGCGAGCAGAGCAACGGCACCGUUCUGCACGACGUGACGGCGGACAGCCCGGCUGGCACGAGGGGAGGAUUCGUGCUCAAUUUCCACAGCGAUCCCGAAGCCGUGGGCAUUAAGAAAAAAGGAGGCUUGUUCCGAAGAGGGUCCCUCCUUGGUAGUAUAAAACUGAGGAAAUCCGAAUCUAGGUCGUCGAUAUCGAGCAAACGGAGCUCCGUCAGGAGCGAUGCUGCCAUGAGCAGAAUUAGUUCUAGCGAUGCCAACUCUACGAUUAGUUUCGGAGACGGUGACUGUGAUUACUCCCCUAUGGAAGACCACGUAGAUGCCACCACGACAGAAACCUACAUGGGCGAAUGGAAGAACGACAAGCGCAGCGGGUUUGGUAUUAGCGAGCGAUCCAACGGUAUGAAAUACGAAGGAGAGUGGCUAAACAACAGGCGGCACGGGUAUGGAUGUACCAUGUUUCCAGAUGGCACCAAAGAAGAGGGAAAGUACAAAAAUAACGUUUUGGUCCGUGGAAUAAGAAAGCAACUUAUACCCAUACGAAACACAAAAACUAGAGAAAAGGUGGAUAGAGCGAUAGAGGGAGCACAGCGAGCAGCUGCCAUGGCCAGAACCAAAGUGGAAAUUGCGACUUCAAGAACUGCACACGCAAGAGCUAAAGCUGACGCUGCGGAUCAGGCCGCUCAGGCAGCUCGCCAGGAAUGUGAUAUCGCCAGAGCAGUUGCCAGAGAACUUUCACCAAAUUUCUACCAACCAGAUGUCUGGCACCUGAUGGGGGAGCAGAAAUGA